CUUUCACCGCCUUGGCAGAACUUUUUUAUCCUCGAAAUAUUCCAGAGCUUUGUUCGUACAGAAUACAACCUGCAAUUCGCUACUUUCACAAUGUCAGGCGCAAGUGACAAAGCGCGAUUCUACCUAGAACAAGCUGUUCCCCAAUUACAGGAAUUCAAGGAGUUGAAGAUAUUUGACGAGGACGAAAUUCGAACCUUGGUGAAGAAGAGGUCAGACUUCGAGCACAAGGUCCUUGCAAGAGGCUCACAAGCUGUGGAUUUUGCAAAAUAUGCUGCCUGGGAAAUUGGUCUAGAGGCCCUACGAGCAAAGCGAUGCAAGCGGUUACGAAUAAAAGGCAGCACAACACACACUGGGCAGGCCAGAAUUUUCAGUAUAUUUGACCGAGGCACGAAGAAGCAUCCAGGAGAUAUCGCAUUAUGGAUGUCAUAUCUCGAAUACGCUAGGACUGCAAAGGCGAACAAGAAGUUCAAGACAAUACUCACGGCUGCGAUAAGACUACAUCCAACCAAGUCAGAAUUAUGGCUGUAUGCUGCGAGAUGGACGUUGGAGGCCGAAGCAGAUAUGAACGGCGCUAGGAGUUAUAUGCAGAGAGGCACAAGAUUCUGCACCACUAGCAAGGACUUAUGGAUCGAGUAUGCCAAACUUGAAAUGAUCUACUUGGCCAAGAUUGCUAUGCGGAGGAAGAUCCUAGGUCUGGACGUCGAUGACACGCAAGAGGAUGCAAUGGAGAUCGACGAGACGACUGAUGGCUUUACGAACUCUGAAGACGUGAUUGCCAUCCCAGACUUCAAAUCCAAUUCAAUGCGUCCAAACCUGGUUGAGAGAGUGGAGGUGGAUGGAGAAGCAACCAAGGAUCCUUUGACGAGCCCAGCACUGAAUGGUGCUAUCCCAUUGGCCAUUUUCGAUGCUGCUCGGAAACAACCAUUCUUCUGUGCUUCGGCUGCAGAGACCUUCUUCGACAUGUUCGCUGUAUUCUCCCAAGUCCGCUGUCUGACGAAGAUUCUCCAGCAUGUUCUUGACGCUAUGGUGGAACUACACCCAAUUGAUCCCUCUACUUGCAGCUGUUAUACCAGGCAACCAAUCGUUGGGAUCAGUCCACUAUCUGCUGAAUUUCCUAUGGCUUUGGGAACUUCUCUGUCUCGACUAAGAGAAUCUAUGGGCAAGACCAGGAAUAAGGCCGAGCUUGCGAAGAAGACGAUAGCAUGGACGGAGCCAAUAUUAGCGUUGGAGGACCUCGAUCCAGGCAUUAAGACCGUAUUAGAGCAUAUGAGGAAACUUCAAUAGAUG
Mollisia scopiformis is the source of this 1287-nucleotide messenger RNA. RefSeq lists its product as uncharacterized. The transcript is spliced from 2 exons. Gene Ontology annotation, cellular component: small-subunit processome; Pwp2p-containing subcomplex of 90S preribosome. Gene Ontology annotation, molecular function: protein binding; snoRNA binding. The record is from RefSeq and is a predicted model, not a curated record. Gene Ontology annotation, biological process: maturation of SSU-rRNA from tricistronic rRNA transcript (SSU-rRNA, 5.8S rRNA, LSU-rRNA). Bases 91 to 1284 code for a protein of 397 amino acids. NCBI's taxonomy places the organism in Eukaryota, Fungi, Ascomycota, Leotiomycetes, Helotiales, Mollisiaceae.